Molecule: messenger RNA, 1923 nt
Organism: Mizuhopecten yessoensis (Yesso scallop)
Lineage: Eukaryota; Metazoa; Mollusca; Bivalvia; Pectinida; Pectinidae
Exons: 8
Coding region: 29-1018 (329 amino acids)
Biological process (GO): DNA recombination; DNA integration
Molecular function (GO): DNA binding
Source: RefSeq, a predicted model, not a curated record
ACCAGCGGAAAAGGUGCAGCAGAUCCUGAUGGCUUUUGCUUCUCUGCAGGAGCUGCUCUUGACAGAACCAGAGCCCUGUCAGGAGAAGUAUAUUGCCAUCAGAAGUAUGCUUAUAUUCAUGCUCCUGAUUGCAAACGGCCAGAGGUGUGGGGCCAUCACGAACAUCAUGGUUGAGGGAUUCGACGGAAGACGAUCCCAAGAUGGAUUAAGUAUUAUCAAGGUGAAGACGCAUAAAACUUCAAAAACAUAUGGAGACGCCCACAUCGUGGUUGACAGGGAGGUCGAGGGGCUCAUGGAACGGUUCAAGGGAUGGAGGCCGACCCCCGAAGGGGAGGAGUUCUUUUUUCUUACAUCGAGUGGGCGUCAAAUGACGAGCUCCACCGUCUGCCAAGAUCUAGAAAGAUGUGGGCAGCUAGUUGGCUGGGACCGUCCGGUGUCAGCCACUAGCCUGCGACAAUUCGCCGCCACUGUGAUCAGCAAAUAUCCCGAAUCUGUCAGGAAAACAGUUGCCGGGCAUAUGUCUCACUCACAGUCUACACAGGAGAGGUAUUACAUUCUCCAGCAGAAGGAGGAUCAGGCCAGAGAGGCCUACUCUUUUCUCAAUGUUGCUCGAGGAUCGACAGCUCUAAGGCCAGAAGCCGCAACCGGGCCAGGAACAGGCCAGGUAAUCUGUGGAACAGACCCUCAUUCCCCUGGUCACACAGAACAAGACAUCACAGAGACCUCCGAGGCCGCUUCUGAAGCUCUAUGUGAGCAAGACAUCACAGAGACCUCCGAGGCCGCUCCAGAAGAUCUAUGUGCCCAAGACUCCACACCAGCUUCCAACCCUACAGCAAUUUAUGCUUCUAAAAGGAGAGCCGGCUGGACGGCGGCAGAGGAGGGCCAGCUCAGGGAGAGGUUUGGGAAUGCCAUUGGGACAAGCCUCCGGAUGUCUGCCAUCCGGGAGAAGUUGGGCAACUCCCUCAAGCAUUAUACAACCCAACAAAUCCGGGACAAAAUUAAAGUGAUGAGGGCAUAGAUCAUUUUUGCAACUCGCCUGCGGGGGUGACCAUACGGCUGCUAGCAGCCCUACUAGUAUAGCUCAGUGAUAGUUCGACUGUAAACAAGACUAACUUCAUAUUGCGAGUUGGUUAUCAGAGAGUGAAGUAUUCAUUUUGAUUAUUUUGAUUAUUUACACCUUGUCAGAAAUUUUUGUAAGGGUUAGGGGUAUGAAUGUUCGAGCUGUCUUACGUUUUUAUAUUAAGUAUUUUUCCUCGAAAGAAAGGUUUCGUUUUUCCCAUAAAGCAAUCAUUGCUUUUAUUCUAUGUUUUUUAGUUUCCCAUAGUGAGUCUUGAUUAAUAUUGUAACCAUGAGUUAUUCCUAGCGCUUUUAUAUUUUGUACACAUAUUAUUUUAUCAUAUUUUGGUGGUCUUUGUUUCCAAAUACCUAUGUACAUACAUUUUGAUUUUUGGUGAUUUAUUUUUGCUCCAGAUGCUUUUUCAUAAUUGCUAAGCGUUAUAACUGGAAUUUUUGAUCAGUAUUCUAGGAUAUCUUGAAUUAGUCGUUUAUUUUCUUCAAUAUUUCUUCCUUUUUUGGCAACCCUACUUGGGCUAGCAUAUCAUUUCCCAUAUAUUAUUGAUUUUAUGAUUAGAUGUGUAUGAUUUUUGUAACCUGAAGUUUAUGUUGAAGUGAGACAACACUUGCCGACUGGUCAGAGCAUUGGGUAAACCUACCUCCCCUAAUUAACAGGGUUGGGGCAGCCGGCUCGCAGUAAUCAUGUAAAGAUGGGUUUGGCAACCCCACCAUUGACCAAUGUUUGGCGUUUUUUGGCAACCCCACUUGGGCUAGCUGUUAUAGUUUUUAGUAGUGGCUGCCAUGCGUGUGUGGUGGCAGCUACUGGGUUAUUUAAUUUUUCAUAUAAUUUCCAUAUAUUAUUGAUUUUAU